This is a messenger RNA of Pterocles gutturalis (yellow-throated sandgrouse), 1392 nucleotides long. Its product is annotated as zinc finger protein 777-like. The coding region runs from base 1 to 1392 and encodes 463 amino acids. The record is from RefSeq and is a predicted model, not a curated record. Gene Ontology annotation, biological process: negative regulation of transcription by RNA polymerase II. Gene Ontology annotation, molecular function: DNA-binding transcription repressor activity, RNA polymerase II-specific. Lineage: Eukaryota; Metazoa; Chordata; Aves; Pterocliformes; Pteroclidae. The transcript is spliced from 5 exons.
AUGGUGGUGGAGUUCGGGAACCAGCUGGAGGGCAAGCUGGCGCUGCUGGGAACCCUGGUCCAGGAGCUGGGGCGGGUGCAGCGGCGCCUGGAGAACAUGGAGAACCUCCUCAAGAACAAGAAUUUCUGGAUCCUGCAGCUGCCCCCCGGGGGAGAGGUCCCCAAGGUCCCGACGUCUGAAGGCGAGGCCACUUGCUUCUCUGCUCACAAGCGGGAGAACCUGGAGGAAUGGCAGAGGGAGCUGUACAGAAACGUGCUGAGGGCGAAGAACGAACCUCUGAUCUCUCUGGACGAUGCGAUCGCCAAACCCGACCUCCUGUCCUGGCUGCAGAGAGGAGAAUCGCCCGGCAGUGGGGACAAGGUGGCUUCGGGAGAGGUUCCAGCAGAGCCUAGUGCAGCAGACUGCGGCGUUGCGGAGCCGAGCUUUGCGGGCGCUGUGAAGCAAGAAGAGCUGUGUGCGGAGGAGCCGGGAGCCACGGAGAAUGCGGAGUUUACCAAGCUCAGCGUGGUUCCAGCAGACGAGGUGAUAACAUUCAAAAUAAAGCAGCCGGACUCUGAGGAAUGCCCCCACAGCUCUGAGCCCCCCACGGCUUUAUCCAGGGUGUCGGAGGAGCUGGUUUUCCAGGGUCCUGGUGCGGCACAGCCCUUCGAUGGUCAGUACAGCUCUCCCGUGCAGCAGGGAGACCAGAGUGUGAGCACGCUGGUGCCUUCCGCUGCCGGGGAAGAGGGUCUUGGUGAAAGCAACGCUGUCACGUUCUACGGGCAAAACUGUCCCAAAGAGAGACCUCACUCAUGUGCGGGGUACAGGAAGGGCGUCUGUCUAAUGCUGACGGCUCAGCAGCAGAGCCACGGAACGCAGUGCAGCAGGGAGCACGAUGGAAACAAGGGCUUCCUCCAUCAGCAGCACCGGCAGAGCCACGGGAAAGACAGGAUGCACAUAGAAGAUGGGACCUGUGUGGCCACGGAGAGGUUCAGGCAGAACUGGAAUGCCAUGGACAAGGCGGUUGGCAAUCCAAGGUGCGUGAGGAGCGUCAACGCCAACAGCAGCUACAAGCCAGGUCAGAAGAGCCACCCACGGGGGAGGCUGUACAGGUGCGACAAGUGCCAGGAGUGCUUCUCCCAAAAGAGAACCCUCGUGAUCCACCAGCGUACGCACUCGGGCCGGAGCAGAGGGGUCCUUUGGUGCAUGUACUGUGGGAAGACCUUCAGCCAGCCCUCCAAUCUCAUCCGGCAUCAGAGGAUCCACACGGGAGAGAGGCCGUACCAAUGCAACGAGUGCCCGAAGCGCUUCACCCAGAAGCAUCACGUCCUCCAGCACCAGAAGAUCCACCUGCGCGAGAGGACCUGUGCAGACACGCAGGGUGCAAGGAAGGCGCCACUCCACGGCGUCUGA